AUGUCUGUUCAGCUGCCACCAGAAAUAUACGCGCAUAUAUUCGAGGUUGGUGUACACAAAUGGGGAGUAGGCUUCCUGCCCCCACUAUGCUUAACGUGCAGUGAUUGGAACGAAAUCGUUGCAUCCACUCCGCGUUUAUAUGGGAUCAUCGACUUUACACGUUCCAGGCGACGCGGUCUCGUCCAACUCUCCAAAGCCAAAUCGGCGCCUUUGUACCUCACUCUUCCCACGGAACGAAGAAGGUACAAUGAAUGCGAAAAGGAUCUCUUAUCGUUGGUUCACAAUUGGGUCUAUGCCUCGAUUCCUACACGAACGUUGGAAUCCCUCAAGGGAGAAGAUUUGUGCAGCUUGGAGGAAUUGCAUGUCACGUCGUGUGGGGAUAAGGAUUCUCCCAAAGAGAAGUUGUGGGGUGCGGUACCGUCCAAGUUGAGAGUUCUGGGGGCUAACUCUGUCUCUUCUUCGUUGGUGAAGAGCGUGUUGAGCCGAGGUGUGAUUCAAUUCGAGUUCCGCAAUAUCGACCGCUGGGAUGGGUGUACAAACUCCCAAAUUUUCGAGCUGCUCACCCUCAUACCAAACGCGAGCUCAAUCACUUUGGAAUCCCUUUUCCUGCUCGAAGGUCCCCAACCCUCUGGUGAGUCGGUGACGUCGGUACCGAUGGAAAAUUUGCUCAACCUUCAUAUUCAAUCGCUUCGAUGCUUCGCCCUCCACACCUCUCACCUUCGUGCACCCUCAUUGCAGACGUUUCGUCUCAUUGACAGCUACCCUUAUGAUGAGGACCAUAUGCACUGGAAUCUAGUCUUCAUGCAGUGGAGCCAACCGAGUUUUGUUCCCGCGAAUCUUCAUACCCUCGAGAUCCGGUCUUCUUUGCGCGAGACCGAUGUACCAACGUUCAUUCGAUGGCUGACGCUUCUCCCGAACGUCGUGCGACUCAUAGUAGACGACGUCGCCCUCUUCCGGUGCAAGGAAGCCAAUUUAAUGGAGAAACUGGCUUCUCAGCCGGUUGAUGGAGAACACUGGUUCUGUCCGUCUUUGAUGCAACUCUUCGUCGAAGGCGACGUGCAGGUUGUGGAUCUUAUCGCAAUAGCAGGUGCCCGUGGAGGGGUGGUAGAGCCACCAUUCGCCACCACAUCUCGUCCGAGCCGGCUGAGAUUGAUUGAGGCACCUUUGUGUGUCAGUGGAUGGGACGAUGAGAUUGCGGAAUUGAAGCGCCUUGUGGACGAAACACAUUGUUCGUGUUUAAGUUGCGCUCUAGGUCUUUUACGUGUAAUAUUAUCCGUUGAUCUAUUUCAAGUUGUUUGCAUUAAUUUCCAUGCAACCGUGAUUCAGUUAUCCGUCUCCGUCACCACAUACGUCCGCCUGACUUGA
Guyanagaster necrorhizus is the source of this 1365-nucleotide messenger RNA. RefSeq lists its product as uncharacterized. The record is from RefSeq and is a predicted model, not a curated record. The transcript has 2 exons. Bases 1 to 1365 code for a protein of 454 amino acids. NCBI's taxonomy places the organism in Eukaryota, Fungi, Basidiomycota, Agaricomycetes, Agaricales, Physalacriaceae.